UGCACAGGAGGAGCAGCCAGCUCUAAACCAACUGAUGGUGUUACUGGGAAUAUCUGCCCCCUGGGCACCUACUGCACUGCAGGGUCAACAAUGCCCAGGCUCUGCCCACCUGGUACCUUUUCCAACCUGCUAGGGCAGAGCAUGGCUUCUGAGUGCCAGCUUUGUCCCUCUGGAUUUUAUUGUGAAGGUUCUGGCCUCAGUGACCCCAGUGGAGAGUGCUGGGAAGGUUACUACUGUGACAGCAGCCAAGGGCCAGUCAGUGAUUUCACCCUUUACCCAUGCCCUCAGGGCUUUUACUGCCCACCCGGAACACACCAGGGCACUCAAUACAGCUGUCCCCCAGGUACUUUUGGUCCCAGGCAGAAGCUGAAGAGUAUCCAGGAAUGUCAGAGAUGCCCACUUGGAAAAUACUGUGAGUUUCCUGGUCUCUCCACCCCAACAGGGGACUGCGCUGAAGGAUUCUGGUGCAAGGGAGGUGCCCGAGUAAGAGACCCAAUGGAUGGAGUAACAGGGCUCCCAUGUCCUCCUGGGCAUUAUUGUCUUGCAGGAACACCCACUCCAUCUCUGUGCCCACAUGGCACCUGGUCCAGCAACGAAGGGAAUAAGAAUCUGUGGGGAUGCCAGCCUUGUCCUGGAGGACAUUACUGCAAUAGCACUGGACUAGUAGCACCAUCAGGACACUGCAGCCCAGGGUUUUACUGCAUUGCUGGGGCCAGAACACCGACACCCACCGAUGGCCUCUCAGGAGCUCCAUGCCCCAUGGGACACUCCUGUCCCCUGGGAACCAAGAAUCCCAUCCUGUGCUCCCCUGGCACUUACAUGCCACAGACACAUGGAGAAGAGUGCUACACCUGCCCAGAGGGUAAAUACUGUGUCCCUCCUCAGAAGCCACAAUUUUGUCCUAAAGGCUUCUUCUGUCCCAAAGAAACAGGUCUUGACUGGCAGCCUUGCCCACCAGGGACCUACAGCCCCGAGCAAGGGCUGGAGAGCAGCACUGGGUGCAGAGCUUGUGAUGGAGGGAAGUACUGUCUGUACCGUCAGGCUGGCCCUUGUCCUCCGGGCCACUACUGUCCAAAGGGCACUGCUGUCCCCAAGCAUUGUCCUGUGGGAACCUUCAGCACAAGGAUCAAAUUGAGCUCAGAGGACAUUUUUGCCCCAGGGGCACAUCCAUUCCAUUGGCUUGUCCAGCAGGGUCAUAUAACCCUCUACAAAGGCAAGCCAGCUGCCUUCUCUGUGCUAGAGGGUUCUUCUGUCCUAAGAAUUCCUCUUCUCUUGCUGGGAGUGAAUGUCCAGCUGGCCAUUACUGCCCCCCUGGUACAGCUUCAGCGACUCAAUACCCAUGCCCCAGGGGGACUUACAACCCACAGAUCGGCAGCAGUCAUGUUUCUCACUGUAUCCCUUGUGAUCCAGGGUAUUUCUGCAAUGGAACUGGACUCAUAUCUCCUGCUGGUGUCUGUGAAGCUGGGUUCUAUUGCACCAGAGGAGCUGUUUCUCCUAGACCUUCCAUAACCACAAGCAGUGGCGGGCCAUGUCCCCCAGGACACUACUGCACAGUGGGGAGCAGCAGAGCACAGCCAUGCCCUGCAGGGAGCUACAGCCCAUUCUGGGGCAUGGUGCUG
This is a messenger RNA of Gopherus flavomarginatus (Mexican gopher tortoise), 1619 nucleotides long. RefSeq names its product laminin subunit alpha-5-like. NCBI's taxonomy places the organism in Eukaryota, Metazoa, Chordata, Testudines, Testudinidae. The transcript is spliced from 12 exons. Bases 91 to 1509 code for a protein of 472 amino acids. The record is from RefSeq and is a predicted model, not a curated record.